Molecule: messenger RNA, 11165 nt
Organism: Lytechinus pictus (painted urchin)
Lineage: Eukaryota; Metazoa; Echinodermata; Echinoidea; Temnopleuroida; Toxopneustidae
Exons: 1
Coding region: 511-4071 (1186 amino acids)
Source: RefSeq, a predicted model, not a curated record
ACGCACGUUAAAAAAAAUAGCAAAGAGGGAAAAAGUUUGCAUGACUCCAUGAUCCACCAAAAAAAGUUCAAGGUUUUUGCUGAGCCUCGCUCGCGUUCCACUGCACUGCACUGAGCUAGCUGCCAAUCUUUCUCCCCUGUUGUUGACUCGACCAUUCAAAGGCUGAUAUCUCGCGUAGCUUUACAAAGGCCAGUUGUCACGGGCGGGCAAGCUGAUAAUGACUUGCCGUGGAUAUCGGGAUUUAGCUCCGCUAAUAGCACUUUGAUUGCAUUGAGAUAGAGAUAAUGCCUUGUCUAUACAACCUAAGUUUUGAGUGGCAUCACCCGGAACAUUACUAACUGAGAACACGAACAGGUAUAAUCAUCUAUGCAGUCAGAUAACAAUGUAUCAUCGAAGCGUCUCGUUCAAAUGAUUCAUUUUCGCUUGAGAUUGGCGGUUCGGCCGCGCCGGAAUUUUCGAUCAUAAGCGAGUUGCUGCUUUUCUGGAACCCCGCCUUGGCCGGCCGAUGCGAUGUCGGGUUACUCGUACGGACGAGGGACGGCUAGUCAGUUUGGUGGGGGAGGAGUAAGAGGCCAAGCAUCCUAUCCAACGAACGCUAAUGCCUCGGCGGCCCGUCCGUCUAGCGAGCACAGUUACGGAGCAAUGGCAUACCCGCAUAUACCCUCCAUCAACGAGUCUUCUGAAUUCGGGGGAAAUUAUUCUGAUCCCCACAAUUCUUAUCAGAAACAAUCGCACAACCCAUCUCAGCGGAUGAACUCGAACAUGCUUGGAGGAGAUAAUCGCAAUUUUCCAGCUCCGAAUAUGGAUGCCAGUGCUUACAAUCGUCAUUCAAAUACAGGCAUGCAAUCUGGGUAUGGAACGAUGAGCGGCUCCACCCCGAAUCGUCGGGCAUCUGUGCCCCCGAAUGUCGGCAUCGGUUCUUUCUCAAACAUGCAACGCUCGCAUUCCUACUCUGGAUCUUCGACAGACUCCGCAUAUUCAAAUAGAAACGCUAGUAUGACUCAAUCUUCCUAUCCUCAACCCAACAUGUCUAAUCAAAGUCAACAAUAUGGAGAAGGAUUUGGGCCUUAUGCUUCUCACCACAACCAGCCUGCUGCUUAUAAUCGGACAAAUGCAAUGAUGAAAUCGAGUGAGAUGUGGGACAGGACAAGUCAAACGCGAAUGGGACAGGCUCCAUAUCCCAAUCCUCAUCCAGUGAAUAUGCAUCUUCCUCAUAAAGCCAAUUCAAACCAGUACCAUCAGACCCAGUUUCCAUCAUCUCAAACUCAAAGACAAAGCACAAACUCCCAAUUGUAUGCAGCCAAUAAUACACCUGGGAUGCAUUCUUCUGAUAUGAACAUGACUGUAGCUGGUGAUGGAUCGGUGUCAUCGGAUUUGGGAAUUCGAGGGAAUCAGUGUGUGAAUCCUGGUGCUAUGAUGGGCCAGGCAUAUGGGAACAAUCAGGCAAUGUAUGGCUCUUCUGUUGGUGCAAGGAUGAGGGUGCCAAAUCAGCGCUCGUCGAUGUCCAGAGGGGGAAUGUACAACUCCAUGACAGGUGGAAACCAGGUGCCAGGGUCACUUCAGAAACUAAGACAUUAUGGACCAAUGCCUAACUCCAGUUCAGGCUAUUCGAGGACUAGUACUAGACCAGGAAAUAUGCAAAACAAUGUAGGAACAGUGAGGAAUACCGCAGGCAGUGCUUCAAAUACGAUGGGGAUGCAAGGUGUAUGGCAGGCUAAUAGUGGAUCACAGAGUGGGUAUGCCCAAUAUUCCCAGAAUCAACCCAAUGUGUCAACAAAUGUGCCUUUUAAUGGACUUCCGCAGAACAGCAAUAUGCAAAUGCAACAACCCAUGAACUACCCUAACAACAUGGGAAUGUCGAACCAGCAACAACAGCAAGCGCAGAACCAGCGGAAUUUCUCAGGAUCAGUGCCAUCGAAUGCAGGAAUGGAAAGUCUGUCUGCUCCAAGUGGGAUGUACGGACAGAGCACCACCCCAAAUACUGGCUCUGCUCCUUAUCCUUCCGCUGGUUGUACAGAUAAAGUAGAUUCCUCCUCUGCGGAAUUCCCAAGUAAUAUCUCUGCUGCUGAAACUGAAGCUAUGAUUCAGCAAUUGAACCAAGAUCGCAUUUUCAGUGCUGAAUUAGAGAAGCUUGCUAGACUAUCACGCAAUCCUACAGCAGAUGAUUUUAUUGCUGACCCUGCUGUUGCUACACCAGUUACUGGUACUGGCGAGCCCACUAAGUCUUCAUGUUCAGGGUCUAAUACCUUCCAAUCUACCAGUAUUGACGAAUUACUAGAUGGUGGAACCUGUGUCGCAUCAUCAGUUUCUGAAAAACCUUCUUGUGUCGCAAAUUCUAAUGUAAACCUUUCCCAUGCAAACUCUCAUUUGCAGUCCCCUAGUACAUCAGUUUCUGGUUCUUUCCAGUCAGGGAGUGGAGCUGUAAUGAAUCAGAACCAGCCAGAUCAGAUUGCUUCAUCAUCAUCCUCGGCACCUCAUACCCCAAAUAGUACUUCAAAUGUGGGCAAGCCUGCUCAGAACCAGAAUAAAGGACAUGCAAGUGACAAAAAUUCAGAAAGUGAUACAAACCAAGGGAAAGCUAGUGAAAGCAAUGAGAAUUCAGUGCAGCAUCUACAGCGAAUGACUCAAUCUAUCAAAGACACAAGUAAGCAGGAUGAUCUGAUGAAGGUUGCAAACUCUCAACAUGCUGAGUAUUUGAGUCACUCUUCAAGUGAUAAUUACGGAUCUCAGAACUGUAUUGCUGCUCUUUCAGCUGCCUGCCGUAAUAUCAUCGCUGACAUGGAUAGUUCGAUGCCCAAACAGAACAGUGGGCAGAAAGUUCAGAGUCCGCUCGGCAAGAACACCAAGUUUGAUGGAUCAUCGGGGUUUGGGACAAAAUCUGAUGCUCUUUCUGGUUUUGGAAGUGGUCCCCCUUCUGUUAACAGCAUGGGAGAUCAAUUUGUUGCACCGAAUAGCUGUAUGAUGACAGCUCCUCCUAAUUGUAUGCCAAUGGACUCUUAUGCUGCAUUUCCAAACAAUUUCAAUGGUGCCAACCCAAUGGCGAUGCCGGACUUUCAAGGGAAAUACCAUGAUUUUUUAGAGCAGAACCUACCUAUGCAGAUGGCUGGGAGGAGGAUAGACGAGAAACCACGGAAGGGACGUAGGAGGAGAAAGUCCGAAGAGUUCUCCACUGAACAGCUUAUUUCCUGCAGCAUGCCUCCUGUGAAACCAAAGCGAAAGUACCGCAAGAGAUCAACUCAGAAUCCGCCCAGUGUGGAAUCCAUGGAAGGACCACUUUCUGUUGAUAAUGUUGUGUUCACACCACUUAGUGAGAGUGGUUCCCAUCAAGCUGAUGACAUGGGAUAUCGUUCUGCCACCCAAACGCCAAAUUCUGCUCCCAACUCUUGGGGGAUGGAUGUGAAAAUGUCAUGUUCAGACUCAAUAAGUAUGGCGAUGUCAAUCGCGGAUGGAAAUCAGAUGGAACAUGUUUCGCAAGAUUUAUUGGAUAGUGUUUUUUCUCCCGACACAACGAUGUCAAGUACUACUAAUCAGGAAAUGCCAGAAUCGGGAAAUUGUGUUCCACAGGGUUCUUCCCCUAUCAUGCAUAAUCAGUCCCCCCUUGGUCACCAUCAUCUGAACAACAAUCAUCCUAUAGGUGCGGAUCAUAAACACAACAUGUAUCCACCUCAGUCUAACAAUAUUGGAUCUUCCACUGGAGAAGCGAAUUGUCAGUUCAUAUCAACGUCUACCCACUCUGUGAAUGGUAAUGUGAAACAAAAGGAUGUUGAGGAGGCACAUCCACUUGAAAUCUUGCAAGCACAAAUAAAAAUUCAACGAAAACAGUUUAAUCUUGGAGAAUCGCAACAACAAUCGCAAGGAGCGAAAAACACUGAGAAAAUCAGCAAAGUUGAAAAUGCUUUGCCAAGUGAUCUCGAGAUGGAUAAUUUGUUGUCAAGUGAGGAAACAUCCUGGUAUCUUUCAGAGGAUCAACCCAAAGACCAAGGAGGAGGAGGAGGAUUAUGGGAAGAUCUGUGCCCAAAAGGUCAGACAAAUACUUCCUCUAAACCUUUGCUUUUGGCUAUGCAGUCAUGAUUGUUUUGUUUCUCGCUGAGCUUCUGUUUUGCCACCUCAUGCUCUAACAUUCCAUUGAAGUUCUUCACCAAAGUUGGAUUGUUAUGUUUGUUCAAGUUACUUUGCAUGCAACUUUCAAAGUUCAACUAACUGACUUUGCUUCAUCACGCUUUUCUCUAUUCAAAAUCAUUUAUGUGUGCAGCCAUUUGUUUGUUCUUUCUUCCAAGUAUAUUAUGAGGAUGUGAAUGUUACAUCAGUUUUGAAUACUUCAGAAUAUCUUGGAAAAAACAUACUGGAAUUCUUGGAUUGUACUUGGACUAAUCAUACGUUCACCAGCACUUUUUUCAGUACUAUUUUGUUGAUCAAUAUGUCUUUUACAUUAGAAAUAUUGUUUGAUGUACCAGUAAUGUAUGAUCAGUUUAUUAAUUUCAUUAGGCCUACAUAUUGUAACAAAGGGUUUUUACGACUAUGUAAACAGCAUAGUUUUCAGAAGAAUUGAAAACCUUUUAGAAUAACAUGUACAUGUAGAAUCUGAGUCUGUCAACAUUAUGUAAGCAAUUGGAGUUGACCUCAAGAGGCCUAUGCAAGGUUAUUACAGACAAAACAUUCAAGAAUUUUAAUUCCAUUAGAUGGCUUUAAUUCAGGAUUCUUUGAUACCAGAUGUAGAUUGGUAAAUUAAUAUUUUCAUUGAGAUUUAAGAUUAGCAUGUAAAAAAACCUAAGAUUUCGAAUUUGAAAAAUGAUGCAAAUAGUGCAAACUAUUACCUUGGUCACAUCUGCUCUACGGCGGCCGUACGGCAAGUCGAAAACAGCCGUUUUAUUAAUUUAAAUUCAAACCCCUGUAUGUAGUUGGACAAAAAAAUGUUAAAACGGCUGUUUUCGACUCGCCGUACGGCCGCCGCAGAGCAAAUUUGAUCAAGGUAUUAAUUACCCCUGCAUUCAACAAAAAUCUGUUUGAACACUUACAUAAUAUAUGUAGAAAGUUGAUUUUAUCCAAUCAUAAGCAUGUGUUUUAACUUGCUUUUAAUUUCUUAGUUGCGAUUUUUUGCAGGUCUUUCUGCAACAGGGCCAUGGAGAAAAGCAGUAAAUGGAUGAAUGAGUUCAUGCAUACCUUUACUUAGAAUUGAGUUUUAAGACCAACAAAAAUUUGUUCUCUAAAUUUCAACCAAUUGUUCAAUUUCUAGAAUGAGCUUGAAUGAUUCUGUUCUAAAAAUUUGUUCUGAAAUAUUUGUAGGGAUCAUAUACAGUUCAAAUUCUUCAAACCACACUAACAGGAUGAAGGAAAAGGAAAAAAAACAGAAAGAAAGUAUUACUAGUAUAUGGACAUCACUGAAAUGAAAAAAAAAUGUUUUUUCUCACUAAGCAGGCAUUCCUUUCCUAUGACCAAUCGUUUUCAAACCUUUUCCAACUCGACAUGAACAAAAGCGUCAUGCUACCUUUAUAAACCUCGAAAUGGCUCUAAAGAAAACUUUGUAGGUCAGCUGAGUUUAUCUGUGAGUUACAUGGUCAGGUACCAACCUAGUUGAAAGCUCAAUGUUUGUUUGUUUUUUCACAAAUGUUGAUUCAAACAGCCUUGCAAGAUUCAAUUUUAAGUUCUUUUUUUUAUUGUAGCAAACCAGCAAAUUUUUUUAAGGUGGUACAAUUUUGGGGUUUAAAAAAUAGACCACUCUUCUAAUACUACAUGGUCUAAUAAUUAUUUCCCCAAGCUCUACAUAUAGGUCCUGUGGGUAUUCAAAAGUCAGUCAAAUGUAGGUUUUUUACCUGCGAGUGUGGAGUCUAUUUUUUGAUAAUUUACAGUGAUCCUAUUCUAUGAUUUACAACUGUAGUACUGAAUAACCAUAUUAAUAAUGGAUCGUAAUACAUGUACAUUAUUGUAAUUGAUAAUUAAUGGACAGUCAAAGUUCAAUGCAUUUAAAAGUCAAACAUAUCCAAACACUUAAAAGUAAUUUUAAGGUCUGUUGAUAACAAAACUUCCACUUCCAUACCACUGACUUCCAUACAAAUUAAGAAAAAUAUUUGUAAAUUAUUGAAAUCUCGAUCAAUCUAGUCAUCUGGACCAAUGAAUUGAUAGAGAAUGUUUCAUAUCUGAUCUUCCAGGACACCACAUCAGCUUGUGUGCGUAACCUGGACACGCAUCCACAAUCACAAUUGAAAUGUUCCCCAUUUAAUUCUGUAGGCCAGAUUGCUUUAAUUACUUUUGAAUUGUAAUUAAACAGACAUGACAUCAAUUCACGUAUCCCUAUCUGAAGAGUUUGAUGUACAUGAUUGACAAAGUAACCCAUCUUGUACAAAGAAAUUCCCUUUUUUUUGGGGGGGGGGGGUUAGGUGCCUAUUUGUGAUCAGAGUGGUCACAAAUAUGUGAUGGAAAACAGGAUAGAUUGUACAUUUAGAUAUCUGUGUUAGUAGCUCCAUGCACAAAUGAAACACCUUACAAUCACCAAUUUGUGAGAAAAUAAUGUACAUUGAGUAAGGAGAUUUUGAUUUUGGUCAGUAGUGAUCAAUGCAAUUACUUUCUCAUAAUGAUGUGAUUUAAUUUUAGAUGGUUCUCAUUCAGCUUUUCUGCCCCCUUUUAUUCUAAAGGUUAAAACUAGGGACAGUGAUUUUCCGUUUUAACGGUAAAUGAAACAGAAAUUCCGUUUGGUUCUUACACUUUCCAUGUAAAAAUUCAUGGAAUUCACCUUUGCAAAACGGAAUUCAGGUUUUUGCUGUGUACAUUUUCAGUGACAAAACGGAAUUUCCAUUUUUAGAUCAAGCUGAAACGGAAUUACAGAUUUUCAGAAACGGAAAAGACCAUUUUUUGAAAAGGAAAAUCACUCUCCCUAUAAAAUACAUCUUCAUAUAGGUUGAUGUAUAAGCAUUCAAAAUUCCAUAACUAUUCAAGAAAUAUGCUCUUGAUUUCUGCAAUGCUCCCUCUUCAUGAAUAUAUGGGCAACUGUAAUGAUUUCUUACUUGUUUUGAGACUUGUUGAUUGAUAAGGCUUGCAUUUCUUGUGUUAGUGAGUUUGGGGCUUGUAUAAACCUGGGCCUGUUGCUAAGAAAAAGCAAAAAAUAUUCAUUGGUAACUAUAUUUAACUGCCAUUGAACCUGUCUUGGGGGAGUUGGGGCGGUGCUUAUUGAAUCAUUGGUUUGAUAUAGCUGAACAUUGCACAUUGGGUCUAAUAGUUUGAUAGCAAAGUUAGUAACUUUUAUCCAAUGGGGUUCUGUUACCUCUGUACUUAUUAAGUCUCUAAACAAGUGACUGUUUUCCUUGUAGGUAUGAAUUUCAUGGCAACUGUCAUUACAGGGCUUGCCUUUAACUUUUUUUUAGGUGGCCAGCCGGGCCACUUGCCUAGGAGGUUUGGGUGGCCGAAUGGAAUUUCAGGUGGCCAAGAUGUUAUCCUGUUCAGAUGUAUGAAUAGCAUUAGUAACACUUGGGGAUAGCUGUUCAACUCCUGUUUUAAAUGAAUCACACAAUUGCAAGAGUAUUUGCAGUGGUUACAAAAAAUGUCUUGACAGAGAGUAUUCACUGAGUAUUGUGUUUCAAUGUGGCCGUCAUUUCCUUACACAAUUAGUAUUAUACAUCCCCCCCCCCCCAUUAGAAAAUUAUGGGGAUGACAUAGCACAGUUGUAAUCGGUAGCUGAAUUUGUCUAAAGUUUUGAGAUACAUAAUGAAAGGAAACCACAUAUUUGAGAAAUAAUGGAAAGAGCAAAAUUCAUGAUGCAGCUUGUAGGCUGUUCUAGAUUAAGAUCAUAAAUGAUAUUUACAAGAUGUUGUGUCUGAAGAGAAUAAACAUCUGAUUUAAAAAAAACCUUUUUUUGGACAAUUACAGUUUGUAAAAUCCUUGCCUAAGAAGGAAGUAAGACUGCUAGUCUUGAAAGCUGAUUUACCUCCAAAUGAACAAAGGGAGCUUGAAAGCUUGUCACCAUUUUACUACUUACAUGGCAAACUUGGCUAUGCCCUGUGUUACAAUCUUCUUAAUGGCAGCUUUUACAAAACUGAGAAUGUCAACAUGCCAUUAUUUGCCCACCUUUCAAUGGCCCCUAAUGUUUUGCAACAGACUUAGGGAAGGGGCUACUGUGUUAAAUGCACAAUUUCUGUGAAAAGAACUUUUGAAAAGAGAAGUUGGAGUACGAUUUGUAUUUUUAAUUGAUGGAUGGCGCACUUAUGCAUGAGCCAGUGUGAAAAGUAUGUUAGGAUACAUGAAAAACCUUUCAUUUGAAAUCUACAUAAAAGAUGUAGGCCUAUAUUUGUACAUGUACUUAUUUCGUUUGUCAGGAAUUAGGAUCCUUGUGUAUAGCAAUUAAUCAUAAAACUAUAAUCCCUAUUCAAUUGCAUUACAGAGUUUUAGGCUGUCUAAAAGAUGAAAAUGACUUUGUUUCAUUUUGUACAAAACAAACUAUUUUCUUUAUUUAAUACACUUCCCUUUCAGAAAAUAAGUAAGAAAACUUAAUGAAUUACAUGUAGUUGGAUAACCACUAAGUUAUGAAUUUGGUACCUCUUCUACCUUUUUUAAGGUUUUAUAGUCUGCGAUCUGUUGAGAUUACUGACUCUACAUGGUAUUGUGGAAAAUGUGCGAUACACUGAUUUAGAGAGACUAUGAAACACUGUUAAAGUCAGGCAAAGAAGUAAAUUGUAAAGUUGUAUGAUCUAGUGAGAGGUGUGCAGAAACGAUAGAGAUGCAUUAGCUCAAUUGUAUUCUUGUAGCGGACAAAGAAUCGUUCUUUGGGGCUUAUCAUCGAGGUGCUCCAAUGUGUGUACUUUGGGCAGUAGGCACGUAGCUCUAUAGAAUUGUGGAAAAUAUUUUGGAAGCAAGCCAGGGUCAGAAAAUGCUCCUUUCAUUAGCUUUUAAUUCAAUGAAAUAUAAAAGAAGAUUUUUUUUUCAUACAGGGUACAAUAUAUAAUUGAGAUGUUAUAAAAUACAUGUACAUGUACAUCAUGUAGGAUUGGUAAUGUAAAGUACAUUUAUACCUCGGUCACAUUUGCUCUACGGCGGCCGUACGGCGAGUCGAAAACAGCCGUUUUAACAUUUUUUUGGUACCAGCUACAUAUAGGUGGUUUGAAUAAAUGAAUGAAUAAAACCGCUGUUUUCGACUAGCCGUACGGCCGCCGUAGACCAAAUGUGACCGAGGUAUUACACAAAACUGAGGUGUUCCCCUCUUCUAUUAUCUGAUAAUCAUGAAUAAACAUGUAUGAAACAUUAAUGAAAUAAGUUUAAUUUCAACUUCCAUGUAUUUAGGUGCCAUAUUUAUAAUGUUACAUUGUAUUACACAUGUACAUGUAUAAUCAAAAUUUGAAUCUACCUACUGUACAUGUACAGUAGGAUGCAUGGGUUGUAUUAUUUUUAUUAGUAGGAUACUAGGGUUUAGGGGCAUUUUUCUGUUCUAAGCUUUUUCACUCUCAAAUCUGAAUCAAAUAUGAAUUACUGUUGAAGGUAAAAUUGAAUUGUUUCUAAUAAACUGUGUUUUCAGGCCUUGGUUAAAUUGUGGAAAGUUCAUCAUCUAUCAUGUACAAUCAUUGAAAAAUCAUAAUAAUAUAUAAAAGCCUAUUUGACAAAUUGUAUGUUUGGCUUCUACAUGUUGGCACCACAGUAAAUAUUUGUUGAAUUGAGAAAAAAAAAUGGCCAUUAUUGCCAAUCACUUCAUGUGAAGUGAAACAUCUGAUCCAUUAAUAUUUGCUUUUAAUAUGAUGUGGUCAAGAAAUUCAUUAUAAUUGAUUCACAUGUGACUCACCGACUUACAUUUCAAAUUUACUUUGUUCUCUUUGCGAUGCUGCUGGUAACAUCACAAUCUUGUAUGACUUCAUGAAACUAGUUGAACUUGUCUGUGUUUGUUUUUAAUUCAAAUUCAAUAUUCUUUCUUACAAUUUGGUGCUAAAAAUGUAUCUUUUGUUGACAUGGAUCUUACAUGUACAGGUGAAGAUAUUUUCAAUCAAUUGAUAUUAUAUGCAUGACACUAUGGAACAUGAUUGUAAUUCUUCCACUCUGAUAUUGUGUACAUAUAUUGGUCAAUAUUUUGGUUCUUUCUGACAGUUCAAGCAUGGAGCUAUAAUAGCUCCAUGGUUCAAGGGAAAGUCCGCCAUGUCUGUCAUCACUCAUCAAGUUAGUUUGAUAAAAGCAGAAUAAAAAACUCCUCAGAAAUAUAUAUCAACAUAAAGUUUGAUGAAAAUUCAUCAAAAGGUACAAUAUUUAUGUUUUCAAUUUUUGUAUAUUGAAAUGUCACUUGUGAGCUGCAACAUGUAAUCCUUGUGAACUAUGAAUCCCAUAAUUUUUUUUUUUAAGUACUUAAAUUAUGAAUGAAUCAAUGAAUUUUUGCACAGAAAAUAUAAUACCGGUACAUGUAAAUGAAGAUUUAAAAAAAUGACAUACCUGUAGGUGUAAAAAGGGAUCUUGAGUUUCUGAUGAAAAUGCACUUUACAUGUGUAGUCCCCAACUUUCUAUGAUAAGGAAACUAAUUAUGGAUAUUUAUUGAAAUGAUUUGGGUGCAAAAUAGAUCAAUUAAAAAAUUGUCAUUUACAAAGGAAUAUCCAUGAAACAAUAUGAUAUCAAAGGCAAAUGUAAAACCUGUUCAAUCUACUUCCAUCCUUUUGUUUGUUUCAGGUUUUUAAGCAGAUUUUGCUGUUUGAAACUCCUUUUCCAGAUGUUUGAACAUGUCGCCAUUAAUUUGAAUUUAGACACCAUAGGAUACAGAAUUUAUUUUUUCAGUAAAUUGAAAAGUGGAGUGUCAUGUAGGGCUAUAUUGCAACUUGCAAAGUGAUGUCUCUAAUUUAAAAAAAAUGAACAAUUUAUGAUUAAUACUUGUAUGUAUGUUGGUUUUUCAUUGAACCCUCAUUGAUAUUCUCCCAUUGUUCUGUUUUUACUGUAUAUUUAACUUGAGGGUAGGCUUUCCCUUCAAAUUCACUAAUUCUUACAUUGUAUUAUUCAUUAUGAUCAUGUGAACCAACCUAAAGGUUUUUAACCGAGAUUUACCUUUUUUAUCUCUUACCUUGUUUAUAUAUUUUUGACUUGAAAACCUCAGAUUAUAAAUAGAAAUGUGUAAAUUAUGAUGACCAUGUGUAUAAAAAUGUAAAUAUCACAUCUUCUAUUAUGAAUUAAAAAUGACUCCUUUGAUGCUAUUUAUCAAAAUAGGAAAACAACAUCAA